ACCAUUUGGCUCCUUUGUGUCACUGAAGCUGUAACGGCUAAUGCUUUGAAAGCUAGGACGUGAUCGUAAGUUAAAGGUUGCGGUUUAUAUUUUUAAGGUUUUUUUUCCGCGCCGUGGUGCCCAGAUGUGUCUACUAUGCCGAGUUAGCUCACGUUAGCUAGCAACAGCAGUCUAAUGGUUUACAUACGUUCUUGCUAGCUAAUCUGUCGCUGUUGCCGUUUAGCUAGCUUAUUAUUGGGUAGUCAUUAAUGCUCUCUACCUAGAGCCAAUUUAAUGAAAUAGUAACGUUACAAGCCUGUCAGUAAGCAUAUCGUUUACGUUAUAGCUACUCUGCCUGGACCGUAGCGAUAGCGAUUAAGCUAGUCUCCUCACAUCAUAUUCACUGUUACCAGUUAGCUGGGUUUAAUCAAACACAGCUAGUUUAGUUUUAGUCCUUUUGCAACUAGCGGUUAACCAGUUAACUUUAACAGAAUAAGUGGUGGAAAAGGCUGUCGUUGUCUGGUGUCACUGUAUGUGUAUUUUCUGUCACUACCUGAUACACUUGUCUGUGUUUACUUGGGGUCAUCAACUUGUCUAACAUUAGCUAGCCGACGUUAAAUAUACAACAAACUUCUAACUAGUUAGGUCACACAUUUCUGGUUGCUGGCUUAAACUGAUGACUCGCCAACAGCAAUGUCCCACCUCUUUGACAGACUCCGGUGCAGGUACUGCAAAUGUGUCACGUUUCAUUUGCUAACAAGGUUUUAGUGAGUUUACCUAAUUUAUAUGUAAACAUAACCUGAAGGUUUAUCAUUUCAUGUUAUUUUUCUGGGGGGCUAAGUUCCUGGCUGUAGCUCUGCUGCCCCAUUCAUUUUAGUGGCCUCUAACAGGACGGGGGUUGGCAGACUUCCCUUCUCCGUUUGUCCCUUCUUCUGUGUUUCAUUAUUUAUGGUCCCCUGUGGAAUAGAGCACAGACAAAAAGAGGAGAGAAUGGAUGAUUGUAUGGACGGAUGUCUCUGCGGGAGAGGGACGCUACAGGAUACUUUAGAUUGAAAGAAACAUCCACAAAGCAUGAGGAAUUGUAUGACAGGCUUGAAGAAGGGCUUGUCUAAUAGACAGCACAAACCUUCAGGCUGAAAGGUCACACAUUGUAACGUUUGUACCAGAUGGAUCAUGGUGGUCAGUUUGAGAGGGAGGGCAGAGUAAUGUCUCAGGUUCAGGUGGGUGAGGUUGACCACUGCGAUAAUCUAUCCAGCCCUGAGACUCUCACUGCCCAAACUCAAAAUCUCAAUGAGACAAAUAUGCUCACAAAGACUGAGAGUCUCUCUCUGUUGCAAAAAGAAGAUGGAGGGGGGUGUGACCUCAUCCAGAAAGCUUCUCCCAGUGACAAUGGGAAGGACACGGUGGAGAAACAGGAAAAGGAGGGAUAUAUGGAAGGAGGCAGAGAGGAUGAUGAAGAAGACAUUGAUGAGGUCAUGAAGGAAGAAGAAGAAGAGGAGGAGGAAAUUUCAGAGGCAUCAAGCUCUCUACUUCGCUGUCAGUCUCCAGACACUCCCAUGACAGAUUCCUCCUACUCAGAAACUGGGAGUUUGUUGGAGACUCCAUAUCCUUUCAGCCCUGCAACCAGUCCAGAGCCUACAUCCCCUGUCAUUCCAGUGGUCGGUCCAGAAGUUGCAUAUCCCAUCAGUGAAGUGGCGCUGAGCCAGAGUGAUGUCAAAGUGGGGACUCGUGCCUCCAGCAAUGAAUCAGUUGCCUCAAACACAGGGUCUAUUACACUGGGUCCCACCUUCACCACAGGGCUUGUAGAUUCUGCCACACUUACUAUGAUUUCUGAUUUAAGGCAUACUAGCCCACCUGUGCCUACAUGUAUCAGAGAAACUACAGAAAGGAUUGCAAAAAAUGCUAACUUAACUGCAGAACAUUUUACCUCAUCCACAGAGCCCAUCUUCAACCAUGGGCUCACAUGCACCAGAGGGUUUUCCAGUUUAUAUGCACCACCUAUCACCUCAACUGCAGAGACCUUUACAGUAACUGCUUGUGCCACAAGGCUCAAUACUUCCAUCGCUUCCACUCCUAUGAGUGCAACAACAGGACCCCUUACCUUCACCGCAGGGCCUAUGACAACUGGCACAGACUCCACUUCCACCACAGGACCUAUAACCUCAGAUUGGAAACAAAUUACCUCCACUCCACUGCCCACUUGUUUCUCAGUCUCCACCUGCACCACAGGACCUAUUCCAAGUCCUGCUCUGCUGGAGUCUCUUGAGCAGUUGGCACAAAGAGGAGAUGACACCCACCUUCCACAGUACCUUCACCAGAUUGCUGAGGCCUUUGUCCUUCAUGAAGACUACCAGCGGGCAUUAUGGUGCAUCAAGCUAGAGAGACUCUACCACCAGAGACUAUUGGAAAACCUGAAUGCACUACAAGAGCAGUGGGAGCGUCAGUGCAGAACGACUUCCCCUGACCUGGCAACUCAGCAUCUGGACACUCUUAAACACAUCUGCCAGACGCACAAUCGACCAAGAGCUGAAGAUGCUGUGUGGGCAUCUCUGGAUGUUCUGAGGCCUACAAUAGAAGAAGGUGGUGCACUGCCUCCAUGUGCCUCAGCCCGUCAGGUUGAUGGAGAGAGAGCCGAAGACUCCUGCCAUUUUCAGAGCAGCCAUCCAGUCAUACCCUCCAUUAAUUUAGUUGAUAGGCUCAGUUCCCCUGAGAUCUCAGAGAAGGACAGGGAAGACCCAGACAGAGAAUUAAAGGAGAGGGAUGGUUUAAAUGGAUCUCAGCUGACUGACAGGCAGGGCAGUGACAGGGAAGAGGGAGAGAAGGAAGGAGGGGAAGGACACGCCAUUUCAGUCAUAAGAAAUGAACUGCACCCCUCUACAGCUGGAGAAAUGGAUCAGCCCAAGCCCGCAGAGCAGCAGGGAGGAGACUUUGGUCUAGCACAGGAAAGGGAGGCAAAUAGGGAAGAAGGAGAAACGGACAAGGAGGAGACAGCUGAGGCUUUGGAGAUGGAAGAUGAGGGAGAGGACGAAGAGGAGGAGAGAUUGAAGGAAGGACACUCUUCUUUUUGUCAGAAAGCUCUCCCAGUGGAGACUCUAGUUAGUGGGGCAGAGGUGGAGACACAACAGCUGCAGCAGGAAGCCCUAGCUGAGGAGCAGCUACAUGAGGAGACCCAGGAGGCCCAGCUUCUUCAAGAGGCUCCUAUGAAGCAGCAGGAUCAGGGUGAGGAGGAGGAAGAGGAGGAGGACGAGUAUGAAUUAGAACAGGCUGACCUCAUCAGAGAAGCUGCCUCGCUGGACAAUAUGGCUAAACUCAUCACUGUAGAGGAGAUGUCUCCUGCCUCUGGCCUGGUCUCCAUAUUGAAAAAGCGGAGUGUUUGUGUGGAAAAUGUGAGCGUAUCUGGUAGCUCUGAGCCUCGACAUGAGAAUCUCCCUGCCAAAAGACGCGUCCGUUUCAAAGUCCCUGAUGAUGGCUAUGAACAAGAUGUUGGCGGUGGGGACUCCUGUCUGCUUCUCUUCCUGCUUUGUCUGGUUACUGUAGUGAUCAGUGUGGGUGGCACUGCCCUUUACUGUGCCCUGGGCGAUUCCCACUCCUCAGUCUGUCAGGACUUUUCCAGAAAUGCCGACUUCUACAUUGGCCAGAUACAGCGCGGGAUAUCUCACAUCCAGCACUGGUUCACUCCUGGGUCGUAGCAGCAAGCAGUUGGUCAACAUUGUGGAGCCACUGGCGAUACAGUUUAUUACUGUAGGUUCCAGCAGUUCCUGCUGCUCCCUGGAACAGUAUUUUUUUAAGGUAAUGGUGCCAGAUGGUUGUUACGGUCUCUGUUGCUUUGUGAAGCAAGUGGUUGUUAUCCUGCCAAACUGGCUAAAUGAUUAUAUCAGAUACGGCUGGCCUUUGAAAGCCUGCUCAGUUAAUAAUAGUAGGUCGGAUGUCCCUUUGCAGUGCUAUUUUGAAAGGGAAAGCAGAGCAGGGAGGGAAAGAAGAUAAUUGGAGAAUGGAGACUGCAUAACAGAGGAAGAAGAACUGACUUAUACCUUUCUCAACCCUGUCAGGAUUGUCAGGAUAUAAAAUUUCAAGCUAUGUUUAUGUGAAUUGAUUGUCCUGUUGAACACAUAAUCACUGUCAGCCAGUGAUACUCACUGGUAGAUCAGCCAUGGCUGGAUACAAACUUUCACUGACACACACUGGACUCCAAGACUCAGUUCCCUCAGUUAAGAAUAAGAACAAAAUUAAAACAGCUUCAACCAACUGAGAUGUAAAAAACUACAUAUGAUGUAUAGUUUGUUAACUGGGGGUUGGGGGCACAGAGGUGCCCUCUCCUCACACUCACUGCACAAAAGAAGUGCCCCAAAGGGCAUUUUAUAAACUGCUGCAACCACUAGUGUAGCUUUUAAUGUUGACUUUUUAAAAUCACAAAAGAAUUUUUAAAAUACGUAAACUAUUCUGUACGUUGCUCCUCUGGGGUCAGGUGAGACAAAAAUUAUUCACUUUAAAUCUGAGCUCUCCAUCACAAAUUUGUGUUCAUGGAUUAGGAGACUAUGUCCAAGGUUUAGCAGUCCGUGCCAGUCAGGCUGCAUUCACUCCUCCUGACUCACAGGUUUUGAUGACAUCGCUGCAUUCUGCGCACAAUCACCUAAUUUUGGUUAGAUUGUUGACUUUGGGUACAGUUUACCAAUCUGUGUGCGGAGUUUUAGACCAUGCAUAUGAAUUUGUAAUCUGAGAGCACAGAUUCACACAUGCUUGUGUGUUUUCUCACCUGACCGCAGGGUGGUCAGCUGGUCAUUCUGUGGUCUACUACUUGGAAUGAAAUCAUUUUGUCUUAAUAAUUGUUUUUAAUCAACCUUUGAAUGAAUCUUUGGAAUGUAAUGUUUGCUUUGUGUCAUCUGUGGGGCAUUUCUAUACUGUCAGGAAAAAAAUAUUAAAAGAUUUAUUUUGGUAUUUAGCAACAUUUAGCUGUUUAUGGACAACAGGCACAUCAAAUAUGUUCCAUGAGGGGAAAAUUGUAUCAUUGCAUAUAACAACUGUGAUGUUAUAUCACACAUUGCAUUUGCAGUGAGCAGUUACUGAAGAUCUGUGUAACAGCUUUACAGCUGUUCUCUACAUGUGCUUUCCCUCCCUUGCACAUAUUUGACGCAAGUGUCCUGUCGCUGCCUCUUUCUGUAUAAGUACCAACAGUGGAUCUGCAGUGAGCUGAUGUCUCUGCCCCUGGAGAAUAAAAGUCCAAGUUAUCUGUUUAUGGAUUCCAGUGAGCUAGAUUUAGCUUUGUGUAGCAUAUGCAACAUGUACGGGAAAACAGUGCACCUCUGUAUAUUGUGAAGAAUGUUUUACAUGUUGCACAAAUAACUGGUACAUUUUUUUUUUAAUAUCUUGCAAUAUUUUUGCAGGCAUUGUUGAGUUGAACUUAACGCAGGCUUUACAUGAUUUAAUCAGACACAGAACGUUUUCCAGACCCACAAACUGGUAUCAGAUAGUAAGGUUCAGUGUGAGAAGUACACACCAGUAAUCAUUUGUAAAUGCCGAACACAGAUAACUUGAACAAGAAAAUUCUCCACUCUUAAGCAUGUCUGACGAGGUGUGGAAUAUUUCAGUAAGAGGAACUGAUAAGUGAGAACUGUAACUGCACAGCUAAUGUUGAACACAAACAGUAUUCAGUGUGUGUUUUUCGGUACAGCCCUUUAUGCUGAUAGGAUCAUUUAAAGCAGCGUUUCAGUACAGCUCUGCCUGCCUGUAUGUUUGCUGUUCUUAGGAGCUCUGGGCAUCAUCCUCAGUGUGUGAUUGUUCACAUUUUUUGCAACUCAGAAUGAUUUUUGCCUUCUUAAAGAGUCAUCUAUUCAACUUUUGCCAUUUUUGUGAGAUGUGUUUUUUAAAAAAAAAAAAGGCUUUCACUUUUUUUCAGCACACUAAUACUUUAACUCUUAUUUCUAAUCAUUUCAAAGCAUUUAUUAGUCUUACUGGGGUCAUUUUGUUGCUUAAUGUCACUGUUUGCUUCGUCAGGCCUCCAACCUUUUUAUGUGAAAUUUCAACAUAUUGCAAUGUUUGGUGUACUGUUAAAUAUUUUCCCUUAAUUAGGUGUAGUAGUGGAUGCCAUGAAAAUAUUUGUAGGAAAAACACAUAGGUCUUAAUUGCCAGGCUCUAUCAAAGAGGAAGAAUUCAAGUGUCUUACCUAUACAUUUAUUCAAGAUAAAACCAUAUUAUCUUUCUCUCGUAGUGCGUCACUCACAAAAAGCUGAAUGUUUGUUUGAGAUAUGAGGUUUUCUCAGGACAUAAGGAAUUGUAGGUUGAUUCUUGGUUUUAUUUGCACAUGUCAUCUGGCUGGUUCAGAUGACAAUCACUCAGAAAACCUCUAAUUUAAUCUUCUAGCUGAUUUUAAUUAUUUAUAAUACGAAGGAUGGUGGGUGUAGGUGGUUAAGAACAAAAGAUGAAUUUGUAUUUUGUGUUUGUUUUUUUCCCACUGUAUUAUUGUCAUCAUACAUCAGACAAGUUUUUCAUCUCUUAAAUUACCAUUUGUUCUUAAGGAGGCUUUGACAGAGAGUUACAUUUCUUAUUUUAUAACCUAACUCUGAAUUGCAUCAUCUGAUCAUUAUUAUAUGUGGUUCAUUUUUAUUUACUUCCCCUCAUUAGUUCCUGAAGAUGAUUUGAAACUUGUGAGUUUGCGGUUUGCUGUCAUUAUCAUUGUCACAAACUGUCAAAAUGUUCAUCUGUAAGCAGAGGAUAUAUUUUCAUUUGUUUUACCCAUAUGGUUAUUAACAGACAAGUAGAAAUGAAUGAAUGAAAAGCCAUUAUUUUUUGUGUGGUGAAAGGCCUUUUAUGAAUCGUUUGAUGAGCUCUUUCAUUUUGUUCUUACAACUUGUAAUAAUGUUAAAAAAAAACCCUCUUCCAAGCAGUUCUCAAAAACGUUGAGUGUGAGCCUCCAUUCUGUCUCCUCUGCAGCAAUACAGACUUGUGUUUUUGUUCACGGUGGGAGUUAAUGGGUUGAACUUGGUUUUUCAGAAAUGAAAAACUGAAACUUUCCCAGCUUCAGUGUACAGAGCUCACAGAUGUGCUGCUCCAAGAGGUUAAGAGGUUGUCUGUCACACUUUGGAUAUGAUUGUUUCUCUCAUGAAGCAAUACAUUCAGUUGAAAGUCCCUUCUUGUCUAUAGCCAGUUUACUCAUCCAAAGCAACAUGUGAACACCACAGUGAAGAGACUAAAACUUCUAAGGGCUAUGGUCACAGAAUUUAAUAUUGUAAUUCUGUAAAACAUCCUGCUGUACCUUUUCAUGUAUCUUUUGAUUAUUUUAAGUCUGGAUUCCCACACAGGAUGCAUGUUUAAAUUUGCUGGAAAUUAAACUUGCCUCAUACAUCUA
Molecule: messenger RNA, 7321 nt
Organism: Scatophagus argus
Lineage: Eukaryota; Metazoa; Chordata; Actinopteri; Scatophagidae
Gene: cnsta
Product: consortin, connexin sorting protein a
Exons: 13
Coding region: 1146-3668 (840 amino acids)
Biological process (GO): positive regulation of Golgi to plasma membrane protein transport
Cellular component (GO): transport vesicle; plasma membrane; trans-Golgi network
Molecular function (GO): connexin binding
Source: RefSeq, a predicted model, not a curated record